Molecule: messenger RNA, 3247 nt
Organism: Ailuropoda melanoleuca (giant panda)
Lineage: Eukaryota; Metazoa; Chordata; Mammalia; Carnivora; Ursidae
Gene: RPS6KL1
Product: ribosomal protein S6 kinase like 1
Exons: 13
Coding region: 160-1812 (550 amino acids)
Biological process (GO): protein phosphorylation
Molecular function (GO): ATP binding; protein kinase activity
Source: RefSeq, a predicted model, not a curated record
CGGCAGCCGGCCGGACCCCGCACCUGGCUGGAGGGCGCAAGGCGGCACCGGCGGUGCACGGUCUCCCGCACGAGUGAAGGGACGGUGGCGGCCGGAGUAGGUCAGGCCGCGCGGACAGAGCUCCCGGCUCGGGCAGGUCACCUCCACAGGGCAGCAGCCAUGAGCCUGGUGGCCUGCGAGUGCCCUCCGGGCCCCGGCCUGGAGCCUGAGCCUUGCUCCCGAGCACGGUCCCAGGCCCGUGUGUACCUGGAGCAGAUUCGCAAUCUGGUGGCCCCCGGGGCCCCCGACAUGACCAAGCGUGACUACCUGGUGGAUGCAGCCACGCAGAUCCGGCUGGCCCUGGAGCGUGAUGUCAGUGAGGACUAUGAGGCAGCCUUCAACCACUACCAGAAUGGUGUGGACGUGCUGCUGCGCGGCGUGCACGUCGACCCCAACAAGGAGCGAUGCGAGGCUGUGAAGCUGAAAAUUACCAAGUACCUGCGGCGGGCUGAGGAGAUCUUCACCUGUCACCUGCAGAGGACCCUGGGCGGUGGCACGAGCCCCGGCACGGGCUGCAGCAGCCUGAGGCUCCGGCCUGUCCGCACGCUGAGCUCUGCCCUGGAGCAGCUGAGGGGCUGCAGGGUGGUUGGGGUCAUCGAGAAGGUGCAGCUGGUCCAGGACCCGGCGACCGGAAGGACCUUCGUGGUAAAGAGCCUGUCCAGGUGUCACACAGCGAACCGGGAGCGGCUGACCAUCAUCCCACGUGGUGUCCCCUACAUGACCAAGCUUCUUCGCUACUUUGUGAGCGAGGACUCCAUCUUCCUGCAGCUGGAGCACGUGCAAGGAGGCACGCUCUGGUCCCACCUGCUCUCCCAGGAGCAGCCCCAACAGUGUGGGAUCAGGUCCGGCUCCAGCCCAGAGAGGAUGAAGGCUCCGCUCAACUCGCCCCUCGGCCUCCAGACCCCAGCACUCUUCUCUCUGGGACCCACCCGCCUGCAGGACAGAAUCGUUCAGGAGCCUCCACGGACUUCCCGGAGACUUCCCCCAGCCGGGGAGGCCCCACCCAUCACUUCCCAGAGAGAGGCUGAAGGUGACCCCUCUGCCAGGACCCAUACUUCCCCCACCUCGGACCGACCGAAGGCCCCGGGUGGCCGCCUGCACCUCCAAGCCAGGCGGCGGCCUGGCCAGAGCUCAGAUGGGAGGCCGUCUUGGGGGCUCCCUUGGGUUCAUCAGGGGGCGGUCCGGGUGUUGGGGGCCUGUGGCCGAGGCAAGAGUCCCAGCCUCCCCUUAGCCGAGAGGGUGCGCCCGAGCUCUGGCCGCGGCGCCUGGACGGUGGAGGAAGAGCAGGUGAAGCAGUGGGCAGCCGAGACCCUGCUGGCCCUGGAGGCGCUGCACCAGCAGGGGGUGCUGUGCCGAGACCUCAAUCCCCGGAACCUGCUCUUGGACCAGGCAGGUCACGUCCGGCUCACGUAUUUUGGCCAGUGGUCCGAGGUGGAGCCCCACUACUGCAGGGAGGCCUUGGACAAUCUCUACAGUGCCCCAGAGGUGGGGGGCAUUUCUGAGCUGACGGAAGCCUGUGACUGGUGGAGCUUUGGGUCGCUGCUGUACGAAUUGCUGACUGGCACGGCACUGUCGCAGAGCCACCCCUCAGGAAUCCAGCCCCACACUCAGCUCCAGCUACCGGAGUGGCUCAGUCGCCCAGCGGCCUCCCUGCUGACCGAGCUGCUGCAGUUCGAUCCCGCCCGGCGCCUGGGUGCUGGCGGCGGUGGCGUCAGCAAGCUCAAGGCCCACCCCUUUUUCAGUACCACCCAGUGGAGCAAACUGGUGGGGUAAGAGGGGACAGAGUGGGACAUGGAAGCAGCUGGACUAGUCUGGAUCUUCUCUCCCCUCUGCCUGCCCGUCUAUGCAGUGAGCUCGGGCAAAGGCAGCAGGGCAGCUGGCCUUCCUGCUCUGUUCCUGCCCUGUGCUACCCUGGGCACCAUCGUAACCAUCGCCGCUGCCCUGAAGGGCCUGGGCGUCCCCCUUUUCUGGUCACUGCUGAGGGGAAGGUACAGGGCAGCUCGGACCCCUCCACCCCUCCACCCAUCCACCCUCCAGCCAUCCGUCAGCAGAUCCGUGUACGGAUCACACUGCGGGGUGCCUUCCGCGGCACCAGCUCUCAGCUCCUGACCGCCUGUGGAGCGGAAGGCAAGGUUUCGUGACUCACUGGUGCCACGUGCCCCACUUGGGACACCUCCGGAGACUCCUCUCAGGAUACGGGUCCAUUGGCUCAGCGGACCCAAACAAGGGCUGCCCUGCCUGCUCAUCUAAGCUGAGCAACUAGUGGGCCUCUUCCCUCCCAGGCUGUUCCUGCACGGGGUGGGAGGCUGGGGCGGCGGGGAGAAGUCUGUAAUGGGCAGGAGGCAAGGGGAGGGACGGGAUGACCCACUCCCCACCCUGACCAUGCCCCCUAUCUUGUGAUUUCAGAUUGGAGAACAAAAGGCAGGCACAAGAGGGAAAUAAGCAUAAGAAAAGGGGAGAGAGAGGAAUGCACAGUCUGCCACUUAGAGUCAUUUUGAAAAUAAUAGAAUGAAGAGCUCCCUCUCCCCUCGCACUAGUAUGGAAAGGGGAGCCUACCCCCCUGGGCCUCAAGGCUGGAGCCACUAUCUAUCCCACUUUGUACCCAUUAGGAUUCCCUUCUCAGGCAUUUGUCCUAUUUACUAUUUUACAUUUUCAUCUUGAGGGUCCAUUCAAUUCACUGCCACUGUGACUUCACAAAACACAUGGAAUGAUUGAUUACCUAAGCUUUUAGCCAGAAGCAAAAUGUUUCUGGUCCCUCAAGAGCUGGGGUAAGUAGUUACCCCAAAGAAAAACCCCCUCCCCAGGUUUGGGGGGCCCUCUGAUUCCCCUCAGGGCUCACCCUGUCUUGGGUGUGGUGCCUAAGAAGGAAAUUUCCACCCGACCUCUGUCCCCAACACCUUCCUUCCAGUGUAUCUAUCUCCAACACCACCAGGGGGCGCCUCUGACACCUCUCCAGUCUGGCUGUGAAGCGCCCACUGUAGGGACCACUCCUGCAGAGGAACAGCCCUGCCAGAAGGGAGAGAUUGGAAGGCUCCGCCGGAUAUGCUCCAUGAUCGUCAACAGUGAGCUUGGAGUCCACUAGAAGGUACAAGUUCUGAAUAGUGAAGACAGAGUAGAUGCUGCAGGCACUCAGUAUCGGCCCCCAACCCUUCCCCCCACCCCACCCUCCAGGCCUUGCUUCUCCACUCGAGAUCCAAAUGGGCACGCG